CACAUGUAUGGCCAAGAUGGCUGUAGACAGAAAAGUCUGAUAUUUGUCACCUGUAAAGCUAAUUUAACAAACAUUAUCUAACUUACUGUUUUAUAUUUUUAAGUAUCAGACAGCGUAAAAAAAAACUCAGUUUUCUUGCUCCAACGACAAACACAACCACAGCGGCAGAAUGAGCAAUAUUUACAUCCAAGAGCCGCCAACAAAUGGAAAGGUCCUGUUGAAGACCUCAGCAGGUGACAUUGACAUUGAGCUGUGGUCCAAGGAGGCUCCUAAAGCAUGCAGGAACUUUGUGCAACUGUGCAUGGAAGGUUACUAUGAUGGCACAAUAUUUCACCGAGUGGUGCCUGAGUUUAUUGUUCAGGGUGGAGAUCCCACUGGAACAGGAACAGGUGGAGAGUCCAUCUAUGGUCGGCCAUUUAAGGAUGAGUUUCACUCUAGAUUGCGCUUCAAUCGAAGGGGUUUGGUUGCCAUGGCAAAUGCUGGGCCACAUGAUAACGGCAGUCAGUUUUUCUUCACCUUGGGACGCGCAGAUGAACUCAACAAUAAACACACCAUAUUCGCCAAGGUCACAGGAGACACAGUUUACAAUAUGCUCAGAUUAGCAGAAGUUGAAUGUGACAACGAGGAAAGACCUUUGAAUGCCCACAAGAUAAAAACUGCUGAGGUGCUUCAUUCUCCUUUUGAUGACAUUAUUCCUCGGGAACUAAAGAAAGCCAAAAAGGACAAAGAUAAAGAGGAUGGAAAGAAAUCACAGUCAAAAGCCACAAAGAACUUCAGUCUGUUGUCAUUUGGAGAGGAAGCUGAAGAGGAAGAGGAGAUGGUGAAUCAAGUCAGCCAGACACUAAAGGGAAAAAGCAAAAGCAGCCACGACCUCCUGAAAGAUGAUCCCAGACUGAGCUCCGUUCCAGCAGUUCAUAAGAAAAAGAAGAAGGGGGCAUCAGGAGAUCCAACUGAGACAGACGACGAGGUCGACGGAGACGCUGACGGCGAUACGGACGCGGGUGAAGACUAUGACUCGGAUGAGAGAGAGAAGAUGAGAGAGCUCAUCGGCAAAAAGCUACAGAAAGAAAAAGGCGGCGAGAAAGCGGCGGAACUCAGCGAGGAGGAACGAGGGAAGAAGCCCAACCGCAGUGAUGAAUUACGGAAAGAGGCGCGGCAGUUGAAGAAAGACCUACUGGCCAUAAAGCAAAGGAAAGAAGAAAGCUUAAAACCUGCUGUAGAUGAAGUCAAGGAGGAGGAAAAAAAGCCAUCCAAUGAGGCCGUGGCCGAGUAUCUUGAGGGACGAAAGAAGUACGAAGAGCUCAGGAAAAAAAAACUGAAGAAAGGCAAAACCAGAGAAGAACAGACACUGGCCCUCCUCAAUCGUUUCAAAUCCAAACUGUCUUCGGCCAUCACUGAAGGUCCAGAGGAGGACGUGGAGGAGCUGGCAGAGGAUGACGACAAAGGAUGGAUGGGCCAUGUUCUGCAGUUUGAUGAGCAAACCAGAAAAGUCAAGGAUGCCAACAUGCACGACGAGGACACCUUCGAGAUCUACGAUCCACGCAACCCCGUCAAUAAACGGAGGAGAGAGGAGAGCAAGAAGAUCAUGAAGGAGAAGAAGGCCAAGAGGUGAGGUCAUGAGGUCGAAGGUCAGGUCCUGCCCAAGCCAUGUGACUGAAAAACUGGUCAUACAGCAUCCUGUCUGUCCACUUUUCCAACCAACGUCAAACCAACCUAAGCGGUCUCCUGGCUCGAACAUCUGGAUUGGGGAUGCUGACCUGAGCGCAUACGGUCCCUGUAAUCUGUGAUGGAAAGGCUUCUUCACUGCACAGCUGCACCUGGACUAUGCUCAGUUACUCAUUAGGAUUAAGACUGUGGUCGUAGUAACGGUUGAGGUCAUGAUUUGAUUAUGUGUAACUUUUCUAUACCUAUUCUUUUUUUCCGUUUCUGUUGUCCUGAGCUUAAAUGUGAGAAUCUGCCAGAAAAAUAAAAGUACAUUUGUAAAGAGUA
Morone saxatilis (striped sea-bass) is the source of this 1989-nucleotide messenger RNA. RefSeq names its product CWC27 spliceosome associated cyclophilin (gene cwc27). Bases 170 to 1612 code for a protein of 480 amino acids. The record is from RefSeq and is a predicted model, not a curated record. The transcript is spliced from 14 exons. Gene Ontology annotation, molecular function: peptidyl-prolyl cis-trans isomerase activity. Gene Ontology annotation, biological process: protein folding; protein peptidyl-prolyl isomerization. Gene Ontology annotation, cellular component: catalytic step 2 spliceosome. NCBI's taxonomy places the organism in Eukaryota, Metazoa, Chordata, Actinopteri, Moronidae.